AUGAAAAAACCAAUUUGCGAAAAAGGGGUUAGCUGCUCAGACUGGAAGGGCAAUAUUUUGCAUGCAGCUAUUUUUGUGCACGGAUCUGAAAAAUGCGAGGCUGUUCCAGUCAAGAGUUGCGGAGAAAAAUCUGUGAAGAACGGACCACCGAUAAAAAAGCGUGCUGUGGAAGCGGGAGUUGAUCAAAAAAUUCAGGAAUUUUUAGAGCAGAACUACUUGGUCUUUUUAUUGCCGUUUUGGUCACUUACUGGCUGGCUGAUUUCAGCUGUAUUUAAAAAUGUGAAGAAUUUGCAACUUGUUGGGCCUUUUGAAGUUCUAAACGAAUUAACAGAUGGCAAAGAAGCGCAGCACGAGAAGAAAUACUAUCUUACUGCCACUCGAUUUGCAACUGACUUGCCUGAGAUGCAAACUCUAGCUCUUUACGAUGGAGGCCGAUAUGUCUAUUGGAGUUUGUUAAUUUUAGUUUCAUUAGCAGCGGUGGUCAUUUUCUUAAAAGAUAUUUACGGUAAUAAGUGGUUCGUUGCAUUUAGGGAUACUCCAAGAAAUAGUGACCCGUUCAUAGUUAAUGUUAUCCAUGACAGAGAGCACUACCCGAAAGCGGAAAUUGUUGGUGAUGCGGACCCCAGAUGGAUGUUAGUUCACGCAUGCGGGAACAGUCCUCCGAAAGAAUUGCCUUCAUCAGACCAAAAAAUGUGGGGAAGUAAGGUCUUAACGUUACUGGCUGCUGCUAGUCGCUGCAUUUGCAUCUUAAAGCAAAACAGUCUCUUUGUAGGUAUGUUUUCUCUAAAUCUGGAGUUUUUAUUUGAAGCGCCAUCGUUUAUAGAUAUACGAAAAUCCUACCAAAUGGAACUCAAAAAACUUGCGAAGGAGAGAAGCAAACACAGUUACGGUAAGGCAUUUCAUGGUUUAGGGAUCUUCGUGAAUGUAAGAGGCGAUGUUGGUUACCGUCCUUUGGAAAACCCCCCUCCAGGGAAACUGAAAAAAAUCAUUACCGAUUUUGCGAAUUGUAAACAAGAGGGCUCAGAGAAAGACAAACUGAGGGAAGAUAUUAUGAACUGCACAACAUUUGUUGACAUUGCCAAUGAUGAGAUGGAUUACUCUUUGGGACUUGAAGUUGGUCAUGAUUUCUUCUGGGCUAAUUAUGCUGCACUUGAUCGUCUUGCCGAAAUAACACUCUGUAAUUCAUAUACUCUACUGGAACGAGAGGAGUACAAAACGAUUUUAACAGAACACAUGAAAGUGAGGAGGGCCAAGCCGGAACUAAACUACUGA
This is a messenger RNA of Enterobius vermicularis (human pinworm), 1272 nucleotides long. The record is from the annotation of a GenBank genome assembly. Lineage: Eukaryota; Metazoa; Nematoda; Chromadorea; Rhabditida; Oxyuridae.